Molecule: messenger RNA, 2442 nt
Organism: Chinchilla lanigera (long-tailed chinchilla)
Lineage: Eukaryota; Metazoa; Chordata; Mammalia; Rodentia; Chinchillidae
Gene: Nceh1
Product: neutral cholesterol ester hydrolase 1
Exons: 5
Coding region: 102-1328 (408 amino acids)
Cellular component (GO): membrane
Molecular function (GO): carboxylic ester hydrolase activity
Source: RefSeq, a predicted model, not a curated record
UACCGGAGCAGCUGCGGCUGGCAGAAACUUAGCGGAGCUUUGCCGGUGCUGUCACCUCCUCCUGCCGAGCAGAGCCGAGCCCAGCCGCUGCGCCGGGGAGGAUGCGGUCGUCCUGCGUCCUGCUGGCCGCCCUGGUGGCGCUGGCCGCCUACUACGUCUACAUCCCGCUGCCCGGCUCGGUGUCGGAUCCCUGGAAGCUGAUGCUGCUGGACGCGACUUUCCGAGGCGCACAGCAAGUGAGUAACCUGGUACACUACCUGGGCCUGAGCCAUCAUCUGAUCGCACUGAAUUUUAUCAUCGUUUCUUUCGGCAAGAAAAGUGCGUGGUCCUCUGCCCAAGUGAAGGUGACUGACACUGACUUUGAUGGUGUGGAAGUCCGAGUGUUUGAAGGUUCUCCAAAGCCCAGCGAGCCGCUGAGACGCAGCGUCAUUUAUAUCCACGGAGGAGGCUGGGCCUUGGCAAGCGCAAAAAUCAGGUAUUACGAUGAGCUGUGCACAGCAAUGGCAGAGGAGCUGAAUGCUGUCGUUGUCUCCAUUGAAUAUAGGCUGGUCCCACAGGUUUAUUUUCCUGAGCAAAUUCACGAUGUGGUUCAUGCCACAAAGUAUUUCCUGCAGCCAGAGGUCUUGGAGAAGUAUAAGGUUGACCCCGGCAGAGUUGGCGUUUCCGGUGACAGCGCUGGUGGGAACUUGGCUGCUGCCCUUGGACAACAGUUCAGUCAAGAUGCCAACCUAAGGAAUAAGCUCAAACUGCAAGCAUUAAUCUACCCAGUCCUCCAAGCGUUAGACUUUAAUACACCCUCUUACCAGCAAAAUGUGAACACCCCAAUCCUGCCCCGCUACGUCAUGGUGAAGUACUGGGUGGACUACUUCAAAGGCAGCUACGACUUUGUGCAGGCGAUGAUCAUUAACAAUCACACUUCCCUGGAGGUGGAAGAGGCUGUGGCCCUCAGGGCCCGUCUAAACUGGACAUCCUUGCUGCCUGCGUCCAUCACCAAGAACUACACGCCUGUUGUGCAGACCACGGGCAGUGCCAGGAUCGUGCAGGAGAUCCCGCAGUUGCUGGAUGCCCGCUCGUCCCCACUCAUUGCGGACCAGGCCGUGCUCCAGCACCUCCCGAAGACCUACAUUCUGACUUGCGAGCACGACGUCCUGAGAGACGAUGGGAUCAUGUACGCCAAGCGCCUGGAGAGCGUGGGUGUGGAGGUGACCCUCGAUCACUUCGAGGAUGGCUUCCACGGGUGCAUGAUUUUCACGAGCUGGCCCACCAACUUCUCAGUGGGCAUGCGGACUAGGAAUAGUUACAUCAAGUGGCUGGAUCAAAACCUGUGAAGGAGCAAAACCUCCCAGAGGCUCAAGCCCCUCUUGACCUUCUGCAUCUGCUUUGCAAAGACAUGGAAUUCUUAGUUGCUUAAUCCCCCUCACGUGCUGCUUGUGAGUCUUGGAUUCUCUGUUCUCUGCAGACUUUAUGAUAAUCUAGUUUUCAGAAGUGAAUUCGAGAAAGUGCAAAAAUAUCUGAAUUUGGUUUUCAGAGUGGGCCACGCUCUGUUCUUUGUUUUAGCCAACUACCACCAAGUUCCACAGCUGCAAAACGCAGGAGCAGGGCUGGAAAUAGGCUUGGUCCUGCCUCCCUCAAGACAGUCUUUUCAGAAGACGCAUUCACAGUUGUGGAUGAUGGGAUGACCUUCCUUGAGCUGAGAAAACAGGAGCUCUUGAACUUGCUAGAGCUGACCUUGGGGGCAGAGCGGCGUUAAAUGUGUGCGCUUUGAGCUCUGUGCUGGGGACCAAGUGCUCUCCCUUCUUUGUUGAUGGUUUUGUUUCCUAUGGGAAUUUCAGCAAUGGCUUCCUAGCAAGACAGGUUCCUCAAGGAUUCUCUUCCCCUAGAGUGUUAACUUUAUGAGAUAGCUGUCGUUAAGUCCAGUUCUAUUUAAAUGAUACUUGAACAUUACUUUCUACUACCGUUAUUAGAAAAUAGGAGGCUGCAUGCACUGGAGAUACAUAAUUAUUAAACUUUUGGUAUUGUUUGGUUACAUUGUCUCCUUGGGGCAAUCUUUUGGGAACAAAUUUAUGUAGAUUUAGAAUAAAUUUUCCACUGUGAAAUAAGUAAAAAAACAGACAAAGGAAACAACCUUUUGUUUCAUAAAAAUGCUCUGGCACAAACUACCGAGAGCAGUGUGCAUAUAUUUGAUAUAGUCAGGAAAUAAAGUGCAUUUACUAUUAAUUUAAAAUACUGUUCCCUAAUGAAAAAAUACCUUUAGAAGGCCUAAUCUAUUCUUAAAAACUCAACUUUUUCACUUAUAUGGCUUUAAAAUGUGACUAUUUUGGUAAAAUAUAAUGUAUUAUUUAUUUUUUUAAGUUAUUUAAUGUUACUAUAUAUAGCUAGAAUUAGGAUUUUCCUGAAAAACAUCUGUAAUAAAUAUCAAAAGGAAUGGUAUUUUUAAAACUA